This is a messenger RNA of Ruditapes philippinarum (Manila clam), 1066 nucleotides long. RefSeq lists its product as uncharacterized. The record is from RefSeq and is a predicted model, not a curated record. Lineage: Eukaryota; Metazoa; Mollusca; Bivalvia; Venerida; Veneridae. Bases 111 to 1019 code for a protein of 302 amino acids. The transcript has 3 exons.
AUAACGUAACGUUGUUUCUAUGACACGACGAAAAGCCAGCAUAGUACAUUAAGAGCGAUUUACUGAGUUUCAUAAAGAAAACCACAAUAAAAACUGAGACAAGAAAAAAAAUGGAAGAACCUACGUUACAAAAGAUAUUGCGUGAGAAGUACAACAUUGACGAAAGACUCCUAGCUGAGGGAAGAUUUGUGGGGCUGAUCGGAGAUCACGCCACUAACCUACUCUGCCUGGGCCUCGGGAUCCAGUGCCUCACAAUAGCAAGAGUGGUUCUCAGUGGUGACGUCAUGGAUUACGAGUUGUUGUCUCUCCUACCUUUGAGGAUGCUGUCCCUAUCUUACCAGAACUUAGCAAAAAAAAUAAAGGUAAGAAGUCAAUUCAAAUCCACUCAGGUAUACCAGAUGUGUACAAGUGCGAACCAAGCCGAAGUCUGGGACAACUUUACCUCAACUAUACGCGAGGUUUACAUGUCAGAACAAGGUGACAUCUGGUGCAGACAAACUCUUCAACCUCCAAAGGUCCAGUACCCUAAAAAAACAGAAUACGUUUCUGAAAUAAAGUCAUUAGAUUUUGAGCAACUCGUGGACAAUUCUCAACAUAUUUCUAUCCCAACAAUAUCUUAUCAAGAUGUUAAUUCAUCCCACCAAAUUGUUUCAAGAUUAUCAGAAAGCAGCGAAUCUUUACCAGUAAAAUUACCAUCGCACGCAGACGACGAUAACUUUUGGUCCAACGAUGCCGUAAGAAGCCAAAGCAUGAUUUUCGAAAGCUUCGUAAACGGCGUGGAUGCAGUUUCAGGCGAUGUAGACACUGAUAGCCGUCAUACGUGUUUUCUCGCAGACGACACAGUUAAACACAACAUCUCGAACAAUUUCAUUCCAGUUAAAGGAAUCUCCGAUACAAAUAUUUGCAUUACAUCAGAAAAGGAGGAGAAACGAGAUGGGCGUUUUUGUAGUUUGUUAAAAAAGGGUGUUUUGUUGUGUCAACAAGUCAAAGCGUUAGAUAUCAGAUUCCUUUACAUUUGAAUAAAAUUCUAAUAACAUAAUUAAAAAAGAAAGCUUUUUAACUUUUA